AUGUCUCUCAAUAACCUGGAGGAAGGUGAUAACGAUCUGAAAGUAAGAUAUAACAUCGCCUACCAAACAGAUGCAGCCAACAACUUCUACGGAGGUACAGUUACCUCAGGAGAAAUGACCAUGAAGAUCAGUUCCAUCACAUCCUUCACUUCGUCUAAAUCCGACCCACUGGUUGGAGAAACCAUCACUCUAACAUGUACUGCAACCGGAGAAACUGCUCCUACUUUCUCUUUUACAACCCAAGGGAAGAACCAUUUCGACACUACCUUCUUUAAGUUGGUGAAGGCUGCAACUGUUACUUCAGUCGAUUCAGUACACACUGCGGAAUACACUACAGAGACUCUCAGGGUUAACACGAUGAUAAAUGGACAAGUUUUCAACUGUCUGGCUGACUACGGAUUAGCUCAGAAAACAGAUAAAGAAUUGACAGUCACAACAUAUUUCAAUUGUGCUGAUGUCACAUGGAAAUCAUUAAAUCCAGAUGGAAAUGGAGCGACAAUAGCACAGGAAGAUCUUGGUGAUGGUUCUCUGAAGCAGACUAUAACCUGCCCUGUUAAUUCAGACCAAGCUAGAUUUGAAUUAGUUACCCCACCCGGCUCGGCUGCAGCAAUAACUUGCACCAAGGAGACUGGAAAGUAUGACAACUUUCUUGCCCGGUGCAAAGAAACAAACCCAUUGUUAACUGGUACGGGAAUACAGAAGAUGGUUGUUGCAAACAGCGCAGAGCAGCCAGCGCCUUGCACUGCCGAAGCAACUGGUGAAUAUUCGAUUGCAAUAAUGAAAGAAAAACUGAACUCACCGGACGAUAAUGUUUGUGGAUUUAGACAUCAAGUAACGUGUUUGGGUGACGGAACGUGUACUCUGGAUACAGACAAAACUGAUUGUCGUUACGAGGACGGCAAGGUGAUUACAGAGUACUUUGUUAACUUGACACCUGGUGUUUGGACUCCCGCUGAGAGAUAUCCUCUCAUAGUAGUGAAAAAUAAAAUUCAGUUCUGGAGCUGUUCAAACAUUUAUAAUAAAAGACGAAGACGAGGUGUUGAUGAUCCCGACUACGACUUUGAGCAAAGUAAUGAUAAUUCAUCCAUAGCUACAGAUUUCACCAUGGUUCUUAGUCAGGACGCAACACCAAGCAUAUGCAGUCGUGUUAUUCUCGCAGCUCUAACGAGAGCCACUACCAUUCACGCCAUGGGUCGGAGUGAGUGA
Bolinopsis microptera is the source of this 1206-nucleotide messenger RNA. RefSeq lists its product as uncharacterized. The record is from RefSeq and is a predicted model, not a curated record. The transcript has 8 exons. Bases 1 to 1206 code for a protein of 401 amino acids. NCBI's taxonomy places the organism in Eukaryota, Metazoa, Ctenophora, Tentaculata, Lobata, Bolinopsidae.